AUUUUCUCUCUAUAGGUGCGCUAAGCAACUCUUACUUAAAUCCUAUUGCUACCUAGCAACUUCAUACAACAAACUCAGAAGGCAGGCUCCACACUUUACCUUAUUUCUGUGGGUUCUGUGUCAAUGAUAAAUAGCGGCAUUCGUUUGAGUGAGGGGCUGGUGAAUGAAGGGUUCACGGGCUGAGCUUUCUAAGAGUUGGAAACAACCCUCCCGAGGACCGAGCUGGAGGGACAAUACGCUGCGAGAUGACGAAGGUUUUAUAAAUUCACAAAUCGAAGCACCUCUUCGAGCAAUGUCCAGAUCGGUCAGCAACCGGAAAAAGAAAGUCACUUUUCGAGAACAGCCAACUUAUUGUGAAAAGAGUUGCAGAAGAGGCAAUAAUCGCCAUUCCAAUGCAAUUGGAUCAUACUUCCCUUUUCUGGUGAAACAUCUCAAGUUGUCUCCUUCUUUAUACCGGAGUUUGAACGAGAAGGGAAUCUUAACCACUGAUCAAAUAGGACUGAUUGAGCUAGAGGAUUUGGCAGAGCUUAAAAUGGCCAAACUUCUCGAGAUUGUUAGAAAUGCUGACGGCCACAUGUUCAAGUCAUUUUGCAGUGUUCUGGGUGAGAUGGGAUAUUGGUACCUUGCUCAGAUUCUUCAAACAGCCUCUGAAGAAAAGGAUUGCACUACUUCUACAGGUAGCUCCAAGAAGACACACAUGGAGAUGGAAAAUUGGAACUCCGUGAAACUCAGUAAUUCAAUGCGAGAGCCAGGACACACAUCUAGAAAUGAAAAACCAGCUUUGAAAGAAAUUUUGCUCCUUUCUCCACGAAUACACAGAAAUCUGAAGGAUGACAAUCUGGAAUUAAGUCAAAAGGUGGAGCACAUGAGGAAGGAAUAUUUGGUGAGAAUAAAAGGACUCGAAGAAGACUUGGCUUCUGUGAGUCGGGAAAGAGAUAUGACUGUGAGGGAACGUAAUAUCACCAUCCUAGAAAAUCAAGAACUACAAAAUCUUAACCAUGAACUCCAGGAACUGAUAAUAAAACUGGAAGAUUCUACACUUAGUAUGAAUUAUCCUGUCCAAUAUGUGAAUUUGUUACCAGUAAGGCAGAUGAUUGAUGGGCAUACAGACCAGCUGUUCACCUUUGAUCAACUUCAAAACAACAUUGAUUGAUGUAAUGAAGUUAAAUUGAGCACCUUUAUCUGUUGGACACCUCACUCUAUAUACCUGUGGAAUAAUCUAUGCAACUCAACGUGCAAAUUGGCAUUAGAGAAACUGCAACAAACUCAAAAGCCUCAGGUGAAAGAUUCAGAAGUACAAUAAGUUUAUCUCCCUUUUUACUGUUUUUUUCACUUUUAAAUCUAGAUCUAUAGCUAUAAUAGACCCUGCCAUUCAAAUUAGCCUGAAUAUAUUUUGUACUUCUUUCAAAUUAUUGUAUGGGAAACGGGUGGUGUUGGCAAAGCCAGCAUUUGAUGCCCACAACUAAUUCCUUGAGAAGGUGAUGGUGACCUACCUCCCAAAGCACCCCAGUCCUUUUGGUGUCAGUACACCCACAGUGCUGUUAAGAUAGAAGCUCUAGGAGUUUAACCCAGUGGAAAUUAAUAAAAGGCAGUACAAGCCUAAAUCAAAAAAAUGCUGUUCCAAAGAAGAGGCAUUCUGAAUUUGAAAUGUUCUGUUUCUCGCUCCACAGAUGCUACUAGACCUGCUGAGUUUCUUCAUCACUUUCUGCAUUCACGUCAGAUUUCCUGCAUCUGCAGUAUUAUUAUACUUCUAAAUCAGGAUGGUUUGUGGCUGAGGAGGAAAAUUUAGGUGAUCCUGUUCCCAUGUGUCAGUCACCUAUGUUUAUCCACCUGAUAAAGGGUGCAGGUUUGGAAGAUGCCAAUAAAGCUUUGGUGAGUUGCUGCAAUGAAUCUUGUAUCUGCUACCAGUGUGUACUAAUGGCAGAGGAAGUUAAUGUUUCAGUUGGCGGAUGGGGUAAUGAUAUAGCCGGGUAAUUUGUCUCGAAAGGUGUUGAACUUCUCAUGUUUUAUGGGAACUGCACUUAGUCGAGCAGGUAGGGUGUAUUCCUUCGUAUUUCUGACUUCAGCAUUGUAGAUGGUGGAUAAUCUUUAGGGAGUCAAGAGGUGAGUUAAUUGGUGACAGAAUUACUAACUUUGAACCUGUUGUGAUAUGCCUCUUUCAGUUCAGUUUCUGGUCAACGGUAACUCUCAGAAUAUUGAUAGUGUGGGAUGCUGGGAUGUUAAUAUCAUUAAAUAUCAAGGGGUGACUGUUAGAUUCUCUCUUGGAGAAAGUUGCUGACUGACACACGUGUAGCGUGACUGUUACUUGUCACUUAUCAAUGCAAGCCUGAACGAAAGCAGAGUCCUACAGCGACAGCAGAAGAGUGAGCACAGGCCGGGCUGAGUCAGAGAACAAUGGCAGCAGAACAGAUACAGGCAGGAGCCAGAGCAAGUCCAGAUGCAGGCCAGUGCAUGGAGGUGGUGUUGCCUCAUGUUCGGAAGCAGGUGGGCACAAACCCAUGUUGCAAAAGCACUAGAACCUCUAAAACCUAAUUAACUUUGUAAUCACUUUUUAUUAUCAUUCUGGACUUUUUAAAUUCUAUUCCUAUGCUUACCUUUUUAACUCUGUAACAAUACUUAAAGCAUCUGUACCUAAGAUGGCACCAAGAGGUGACAUUAUAGACUUUUCACUGCACUCAUUGAGUGCAUGUGAAAUUGAAGGCUAUUCUAAAAUUCUGACCUUUUCACAUAUUGCCAUUGGACUGCUGCUUCAGUUUGAGGAGUUGGCAAUGCUAAUGAACAUUGUGUAAUCAUCAGCAAGUAUUGCCCCAUAAUAAAUCAGUUGAAGAUGGUUGGACCUAGGACACCAUCCUGAGGAACCUUUGCCUCUGAUGACCACAACUUAUGUUAGAUGUUGUUAUAAGUUGAAUCCAUGCCAUUAAUUACCAUGUUGUAUGAGCUGUCUGGUAGAUUUGCUGUUACCAUCCACUUCCCUGGGAGGGAUAUAGAGGGUUUGUUUAGUCAGUCUGGUGUGAUAGAGGAACACAGCUUGGUAACGUAACAAGACACUUUUGUCUUAAACAAGAUGUAGUUUAUUGAGUGAUAACAGAUAAAUAGAAAAGUUACACAUGACAGACAUUGGGUAAGAGACUUCUUUGCCAACCUAAGCUGAUUUCCCUGAAGUUUGAGAGACAUUGUUAGGUUAUGUGUUGCUUAAGGUACUUGUUAGCAUUAACCCUUUCAGACAGGUGGUGGUAUAGUAGCAAUGCCACUAGUAAUCUACAGCCCUGUGUUACUGUUCACAGGUAAUGUUUGUAAAUCCUAAAAUGGCAGAUGUGACAUUUAAUUUCAAUAAAAAUUUGAAAUUAAAAAUUUAGUCUAAUGGUGAUCUUAUAACAAUGGUUGAUAAGUGUUUUUUUUUAAAACAAUAGAUUCCCUAAUACUCUUGAGGGGAAUGAAAUUUGUCAUCUUUACCUGGUCUGGCCUUCAAGUGAUCCACACUGAUGGACUCUUAACUAACCUCUGAAAUUACCUAGCAAUUCACUCAAUA
Molecule: messenger RNA, 3529 nt
Organism: Chiloscyllium plagiosum (whitespotted bambooshark)
Lineage: Eukaryota; Metazoa; Chordata; Chondrichthyes; Orectolobiformes; Hemiscylliidae
Biological process (GO): regulation of apoptotic process
Source: RefSeq, a predicted model, not a curated record